AUGAAGUUCUGCGUGUCGCUGGCGCUGCUCGCGUUCGCGUGUGCCGUUCUGGCCACCGACGAUAUCGACUGGUCGAAGGUACGCCCGAUGACCCGUAUGCCACAGUUCUGGCGCCGCCUGCCGAAGGAUAUUCUGAAGCAGUACCUCACCGAGAUGCGCAACAUGCCGGCCAACACGCGCGCCAACUCGCGCAUCGUGAAUGGCGAAAUCGCGGCGGAAGGUCAGUUCGCCUAUCAGAUCGCCAUGCUGAGCAACUUCGCCACCGGCACUGGUUUGUGUGGAGGAUCCGUGCUGAGCCCGAACUACGUUCUUACGGCCGCCCACUGCGUCGAGGAUGCGACCGGUGGUCUGGUGAUCUACGGAGCCCACGAUCGCACGAACGCCGCCGAACCGAGCCAGGUUCGCAUCGCGUUCGAAGCGUCCGGCAUUAAUCUGCACCCGAACUGGAAUCCGGCCCUAAUCCGGUACGAUAUUGCUACGGUGCGCGUCGUGUCGCCGGUCACCUACAGCGCCCGCAUCCAGCCCGUCACCCUGCCCACGCUCAGCGAUGUGGGCAACGAUUUUGCCGGCCUCAUCGGUACGGUGUCCGGCUUCGGGCGCUUCUCGGACUCGAUCGCCGAAGCGUCGACCGUGCUGCGGUACGUGAACAACCCGAUCCAGACCAAUCUGGCCUGCUCGAUCCGCUUCCCGGGCGUCGUGCAGCCGGAAAACAUUUGCCUCUCGGGUGACGGCGGUCGGGGCGCGUGUCAGGGUGAUUCCGGCGGUCCGCUCACGAUCCAGCGCGGUGGCACCACCGUCCAGCUGGGCGUCGUAUCGUUCGGACUGGCACUCGGCUGCGAGCUCAACUGGCCGUCCGUGUUUGCCCGCACCACGUCCUUCCUCACCUGGAUCGGGGCCAACUCCGACGUCACGCUGCUCCCAUAG
Anopheles cruzii is the source of this 924-nucleotide messenger RNA. Its product is annotated as brachyurin-like. Gene Ontology annotation, biological process: proteolysis. Gene Ontology annotation, molecular function: serine-type endopeptidase activity. The transcript has a single exon. Lineage: Eukaryota; Metazoa; Arthropoda; Insecta; Diptera; Culicidae. The coding region runs from base 1 to 924 and encodes 307 amino acids. The record is from RefSeq and is a predicted model, not a curated record.